Scleropages formosus (Asian bonytongue) is the source of this 4802-nucleotide messenger RNA. It is a transcript of the gene vasnb, whose product is annotated as vasorin b. Gene Ontology annotation, cellular component: plasma membrane. Lineage: Eukaryota; Metazoa; Chordata; Actinopteri; Osteoglossiformes; Osteoglossidae. The transcript has 3 exons. The record is from RefSeq and is a predicted model, not a curated record. Gene Ontology annotation, molecular function: protein binding. The coding region runs from base 422 to 2464 and encodes 680 amino acids.
CCCCUUCUCCUCUUAAAGCGCGGAGCUCACGUUUCGCAAUAGAGGCGUACGGUGUGCGCGCGCGGGGCCCCGCCGAUUGCGCGUAUGCGUGUGACCGAUCAAGGAAGGAGCGAGACGGCGCCGUCUUUCUCGGGAACGCGCAGAGCAGCACAGACCGAGACACGGUGCGAGUGUGAAGCAUGACAGCUGAACGACUCUAAACUCCUUCGCGCCAGUGCUUCCGUGGAUGAAAUAACACCCCAUCAUCACACUGACUGGAGAGGACGACACCGUCACCUGCUCGAAGCGAAUCUCAUCUCUGCAAUGGACUCUGCCUGAGAUACAGUCACAACAGUGUUAUGCAACCACUGAAUUGCAGUGACUUGCAUUUCACCAUCACUUCUCAGCAUUCCACCCAGGUGUGCUGGGUGACAACUACAUAAUGAAGCCCUUCCUCCACCCGCUGCCAUUCCUCAUCCUCUUCCACAGCCUCCUGGUUACCAGGACAAAGAGCAGUGACUGUCCAAAGUUUUGCAGCUGCCAGACCCCCAUCACAAUCUUCUGCACCCAGCGGCGGUCCACAAAUAUGCCCUGGGGCUUGCCUGCAUUCACCCAAAAUCUCUACCUCUUCCAGAAUGGCAUCAAGACUUUGACCCAGGAUGACUUCUUAGGGUUAGACCGCCUGGAGUUACUCGACCUAAGCCAGAACAAGCUAACAAACCUACCAGACAAUGUGUUCAAGCCACUGUCCUCUUUGCGCAACCUGGACCUGUCAUCCAACCACAUCACCCACAUCUCCCAAGACAGCUUCUCUGGGCUUACUCUGCUUGAGCGACUCUAUCUUUUCAACAACCAAAUCAAGAACAUUCACCCAGAAGCUUUUGAGGGGCUGCAGCAGCUGUUAGAGCUCAAGCUACAGGGCAACCAGUUGAUACACUUGCCCGCUCUCCACAAACCCAGUUUACUGCUUCUGGAUAUCAGCUAUAAUCAUAUCAUUCUACCAAGUCCCACUGACCUCCAGACACCCAACCUGGAGUCCUUGAAGAUGGCUGGGAUGGGACUGACUAGUUUGAGUGAAGAACUCAUGGCUAACCUUGAUAAUCUCCAUGAUCUAGACAUUUCCCAGAACCAUCUCAAAGCUGUUCCCUCUGCUCUGAGGGAGGCUCGGGGACUAAUUCGUCUCAACCUGGCUGGGAACCCAGUAGGCCAACUGAAGCAAGAAGACUUUCAGAACUUGGAGAUGCUCCAGGAUCUAGACAUCAGCAACCUUAACUUGCAGGGUUUCCCUGAGGGCUUCGGCCAGCUCUUCCCCAAGCUUCAGUAUCUGACAGUGGCAGAGAAUCCAUUUAACUGCCUCUGCCCACUGGCUUGGUUCCCUGGGUGGCUUCAUGACAUGGGAUUGAAGCUGGGAAGAACAGAAGAAACUCGCUGCCACUUCCCACCGGUGAAUGCUGGAAAGGUGCUGGAGAAACUACGGCACAGGGACUUUGGCUGCCCUACAACCACAACUGUUACCACUACCACAGUCAGUAGUAGCACCCCUCGUCCACCACUGAUCACCACCCAGGCACACACAACGCAUGCUCUGCCCCCACCACUCCCCACUGAUGAUCCCACCAUGGAGGUGGAAAGCGAUAUGCCACUCCUUAUCCCAGUCUCUCCUAGCAGCAGUACUGACUUGCUCUUCCCUGGCAUCCAGUUCUGCCCUUCCAACAUUUGCCUGAAUGGGGGCACUUGCCAGCUAGACCAGCAUGGGCAACUGGAGUGCUCAUGCCCGCUUGGAACAUCGGGGCGUUACUGCGAGAACACAGAGGACGUGUUGCCACCAGAAUUCUCCACAGUAUCUGCCACAGCAGUGCCUGACAUCAACUCCCGCGAUGUCACCAGUACCACUAUCUUGUUGGACCUCCACCGUUACAUUAAAACACGGCCUUAUAUCCGAGGCAUUCGUCUGACCUACAGAAACCUCUCUGGGCCAGACCGUCGACCAGUGCACCUAAGUGUGCCGGCUUCCUAUCCAGAGUACACUUUGCGUGGACUGCGGCCAAACUCUACCUACUCAGUGUGUGCCAGCCCCCUGGGUGAGCCAGGUGAUGAGGACAGCUCCUGCACGGAGGCACGCACUGCUGAACAGCAGCACUCUCCACCUGAGAGGCGAGUUCACAGCAGUCAGCUCACUACCACACUUGUGCCCACCCUGAUCGCUGUCGUGCUUAGCUUGGUGGUGGCGGCUGUUGUGGGCACAGUCUGCUACCUACGCAGAAAAAGGGCCAAGUGCCAUAUGGAUCUCGACUGUGAGCCUUCUCCUCUGGAGAUGGAGGGGGUCAAGUCCUGCCUGGACAAUGGGGCACUGCCACAAAAGCAGACUGAGCUCAUGUUAUCUGUGCCAGCUAUCCAAGGAGCCCAGGAAUAUGAGGUGCCACUUAUGCAGACCCACUGUACAGCAAACAAUAAUGUAGCUGCUUUGAAGCCAUCUUACUUCUGAACAUCAUCAUGACACAAUUCAGACCUCCGCCUAAUAGAGGCAGCUACAGACUUUUGUUAUUGUUUCUUGCUGGUGGCAAAAAAUAUUGUACAUAACAGAAGAGUAGCUAGUUGAAGUGGCAAGACAGUGCCAAUGCAGCCCGCUGAGUUUAUGAUUGAAAUAUGAUCUAACCAAGUCAUGUGCAAUCAUGUGUUCUGUUGGAGAUCUCUCCUGAAAUCCCAUUUCAGGCCAAAGCUGAAGUGCCUCUUCUUUCACAUGUACAUAAACAACAUAUUUCUGGAAUGUACUGUGAUUCUGUAGUCAUACUGCUAGACUGCCACUCACUGGGGCCUUGCGGAAUGCUGCCCGUGCCUUGUCCUCUCCAGGAGCCAGGGGAUCUGAGACAGGGAGAUGUGUCUCAGGCAGAAGCAAUACCGGGGCCACUGCCCUUGAUUUCAAUUUCAUGAGGAAUUUGCAACGAAGUCAGGUUCUUUCAGACUAUGAGAACCAAUCUAUUAAAACUGAAUCAAACAAUGUUCAUUUGCAGGUGCCUUACAACUGCCUUAAGGACGCUAGCCUGGUUAUGAAUGCCAGAGUGAUCGGACUGAAUGAUAUUAAGAUAUUAAAAAAAAAAAAGGGUGAACUCUUGCAGUGUUACGUGAAGGCUACAUUUGUGUAUAUAUACACACACAUUUUUUUCUGUUGCUGUUGAAUUUUUUUGUUUUUAAAGAUUUGACUGCUACCAGUCUACCUUUGCUAAUAACUAAAGGCUCACAAAACACUAUAUUAUAAACUUUGAAGAUGAAAAGUUGACCAAGAAAUUAAGUUGCAUUUGUACAGUUUGUCCAGUGGUGCCUCUUCUCCAGUUCUUUACCGCCUUCAUUCCACCCUCUCCCACCCCCUCUGCUGAAAACAAAAUUAAAUGUAAGAAUACCAGAAUUACAAUAGGAAAUGGUAGAGUGAAAUCAGUCUUUUUAAGUCUGAAACAUCCUAAAAAUGGUUUGAGCCACACACUUACAAAGUCAUAAAAAGUGAAUAAAAAGUAACAAACAAGAAAUUCUUCAAAGGCUUAAUUCAUUGUUUAUGUCUCUGAGAGGAAUGCUGCUUUUUCCUAAACCACAGUUUGCAAGAAAGUUUUACCCAGCAGCCUCAGAUAGCUUAACACGGAAUUCCCUCAAGCAAAAAUUAGCCUUUUCCGCGUGCUGUUGUGGCCCAUUGACUGGCGUCUGGCUUGGCAAAGGCACUUCAGCCUUGCUUACUUGCAGCCGGCAAGAUGAUGAGAAGAUCAGAGACACAAAUUUUGCGUGCAAUUUGGCUUUCUCCACUGGAAAGAGAAAUUGAGAAACAAAGCUAACACAAAACCAAGAGAAGGACAUAGUUGUAAAAUGGUGACAGGUGUGUAGAGUUGGGUUGCUCAACAGCUAACUCACUACCCCCUCAAUCCAUACUGAGUAAAUUACUGAGUAAAUGACCUAGUCUUAUUCAUAUUUCAGCUCUGAAGAAAAUGCAUUUUAAAAUAUACUAUUCACUGCUGGGAACAGUGACAUUGCUAAAUCUAAGACCCUCUCCAUCUUAAAAAAAAGCAUAUAAACACAAUCUUUCUGAACAACAACCGUCUCUCACACACAUACUUUUAUGUUUAUGUCUGGCACUGCUGUUUAAAUCACUGAUAGACUAGAAGGACUUCUAGAAAACAGGGUGAUUGUGAAGGUCAUUGAGGGCACAGAAGGGCAAUUCAGAGACCUGGGUGGAACACCUUUGUGCAGACUGGUACUGAUAUCCUCUCCAGGGUAUGGGGUGAGAAAGCAGCCAAAACAAGAACUGCUACAAUAAUUGGCCUCUGUGAGGAUAAUUAUUAUUCUUUUAGCAUUUUUCUUGAAGUUCAAUAGCCCGGUUUGCCAUUUUGAAGCCGAAUGUGUUGUCAUGCUUUUUUCUCCUAGCGUUUUCCCAUUCUAAAUGGCAAAUUCUCCAUUUUUCAUAGAAUAUAGAGUGAGGGGCCUCACAGAUAAAUAUAUCAAAACAGGAAAAUAAAGUGCAACUUGAACUGGAAUCUCCAGCUUUACAGCAUGAUGGAUUGAAAAUGUUAUAUUUUCAACAGAAUUUAAAGUUUUCCCUGUUUAUUUUGGGAAAUUGUUUUGUCUUGAUCCUUGACUUUACUACUUUAGAGAAAAUGUACUGAUUUCUAUGAAAAACAUGAAAGCAUAAAAAUAACAAUAAAAAUGUGGAAAGUAAAUACACAGGGCAUUGUCUGUUAUAUUUCUUUCAUAUGUUCACUCUCCAGACAGAUGAGGUCGGCAGCAGAAGAUGAAAAGAGCUGUUAAACAUCAUGGCUGAGAAAGUUACAGGAUGGCUUUUGGGA